AUGUCUUCCGAGCAAGUUGACGCCCCCAAGGCGGCCGAGGGCGCUCCCGCCCAGAGCCUUCCUUCACGGCCCGCGAAGCAGCCCAAGGAGAAGAAGGCCGGUGGUGGAAAGGCUUCACUCGAGCUUCCGGUUCUCCCAGAAUUCAUUCAACACCGUAUCGCCAUCUUCGACAAGAUCAAGGCCAAGCGCGACGCCGAGGUUGCUGCCAAGCCUCGCGAGGAAAUCACCAUUUCCAUGCCCAAUGGCAAGGAGGAGAAGGGUACCGCUUGGGAGACCACUCCUGGAGCCAUUGCCAGGGGCAUUUCGAAGUCCCUGUUCGAGCGCACCGUCAUCUCCAUGGUUGAUGGCGAGCUCUGGGAUCUUACACGACCCCUUGAGAAGAGCUGCAAGCUUGAGUUGAUUGACUUUGAGCACGAGGAGGGCAAGAAGGUCUUCUGGCACUCUUCAGCCCACGUUCUCGGCGAGGCUGCUGAGAAGCGAUUCGGUUGCUACCUCUGCAACGGUCCCCCUACCACCGACCCUCCCGGAUUCUACUACGAUAUGGCCAACAUGGAGGGCCAAGUCGUUCAGGAGGAAGACAAGAAGGCCCUGGAGACGCUGGCCAACUCCAUCAUCAAGGAAAAGCAGCCCUUUGAGCGUCUGGAAAUGACCAAGGACGAGCUCCUUGAGAUGUUCAACUACAGCAAAUACAAGGAGUACUUUAUCAACCAGCGUGUUCCCGACGGCACCACAAGUACAGUCUACCGAUGUGGUCCUCUCAUCGAUCUUUGCAGAGGUCCUCACGUCCCCACCACUGGAAACAUCAAGGCGUUUUCAGUUCUCAAGAACUCUGCCGCAUACUGGCUCGGCAACAGCUCCAACGAGUCCGUCCAGCGAAUUUCUGGUGUCUCAUUCCCCGACAAGAAGCAGCUCGAAGAGUACAAGACAUUCCUUGAGGAAGCGGCCAAGCGCAACCACCGAAAGAUUGGCCUGGAGCAGAAGCUCUUCUUCUUCGACGAGGUUUCACCUGGUUCCACAUUCUUCUUGCCCCACGGCACAAGAAUCUACAAUGCCUUGAUGGAACUGAUCCGCGGCGAGUACAAGAAGAGGGCAUUCGACGAAGUCAUCAGCCCCAACGUUUAUAAGUCUGACCUGUGGAAGACAUCCGGCCACUGGGGACACUACGCCGAGAACAUGUUCACCUUUGAGGUUGAGAAGGAGACGUAUGGCCUGAAGCCCAUGAACUGCCCUGGCCACUGCAGAAUCUUUGCCCACUCAGACGUCACUUACAAGGAUCUGCCAUGGAGGAUGGCUGAUUUUGGUGUUCUUCACCGAAAUGAGUUUUCUGGUGCCCUCACCGGACUUACCCGUGUGCGCCGCUUCCAGCAGGAUGAUGCUCACAUCUUCUGCACAGUCGACCAGAUUCGUGACGAGAUUGUGGGAGCCUUUGACUUCCUGUACGCUGUCUACGGACUCUUUGGCUUCUCCUUCAAGCUGAAGUUGUCGACUCGACCAGAGAAAUAUAUCGGUGACAUUGCCGUCUGGGAUAUGGCUGAGGCCAAGCUCAAGGAGGCUUUGGACAACUUUACAGAGAAGAUUGACUCCAAGUGGGAGGAGAAUCCUGGUGACGGUGCUUUCUACGGCCCCAAGAUUGACAUUACCGUGUACGAUGCUCUGCGACGAGAGCACCAGUGCGGCACAAUCCAGCUCGACUUUAACCUGCCUCAGCGAUUCAAGCUGCGUUACGUUGCCGCCAAGGACGAGAGCAGUGCCAACCAGGACAGCAACGACCCCGAGCUGCCUGUUGGCUACGCCCGACCCGUCAUGAUCCACAGAGCCGUGCUGGGCAGCUUCGAGCGAAUGUUUGGUAUCCUUACAGAGCACUUUGCCGGCAAGUGGCCUUUCUGGCUGAGCCCUCGCCAGGUCCUGGUCGUUCCUGUGAUGCCUGCUGUAAACGACUACGCCAAGGAGCUUCAGCAGACGUUCCAGGAGAAGGGCAUCUACAUUGACGUUGACCUGAGCAGCGACACCUUCCAGAAGAAGAUCCGCACGGGCCAGCUGAAGCAAUACAACUUCAUCUUUGUCGUCGGAGCCGAAGAGGCCUCCUCACGCACCGUCAACAUCCGAAACAGAGACGACCAGAGCACACAGAACAAGGGAGCGCUGAUUCCUGUGGAUGAGGCACUAGAGAAGCUGCUGGCUCUGAAAGGAGAGAGAAGACUUGUCAACAAAAUCUAA
Trichoderma harzianum CBS 226.95 is the source of this 2217-nucleotide messenger RNA. RefSeq lists its product as hypothetical. The transcript is spliced from 7 exons. Bases 1 to 2217 code for a protein of 738 amino acids. Gene Ontology annotation, biological process: threonyl-tRNA aminoacylation. NCBI's taxonomy places the organism in Eukaryota, Fungi, Ascomycota, Sordariomycetes, Hypocreales, Hypocreaceae. Gene Ontology annotation, cellular component: cytoplasm. The record is from RefSeq and is a predicted model, not a curated record. Gene Ontology annotation, molecular function: ATP binding; threonine-tRNA ligase activity.